UAAAACAAUCUUGAAAUUGAUCUGAAAUCUCGAAAUCAGGCUUCUGUUUUGAAUUACAAUUUUUCAUCCUCAAAAUAAUCAAAUACUUACUGAAAAAAAAAUGCUAUAAUGAACGUAACCUGAACCACAAAAUGAUCAUUUUUUCGGCAAUCCUACUUGUUUUUAUACUUAAGAAAGCAGUACACUGUCAACUUCACGAAACCACCUUGAGUAUGUUACCAGAGGACGUAUACAAAAGAUUAGAAGUUGUGCCCAAGUUGAUCCCACAAGCUCCUCAAGACUGGUGCGAUGUUCGAUUCCCAACCGGCACGAAAUUCGACAAAGGUGCCAUGGUGGCUGCCAAAGCGAUCAGAAGACGACCAACGGUAACCUGGAAGGGUGAGCCGGGAGCUUUAUACACGGUUUUCAUGUACGGGGUGAAUAAAUACAUCAACAAGAUCGUCAUGUUUGCUGAUUUGAUCUUGCAAGAUUUCUAUCUUCAUUGGAUAGUGGUAAAUGUGCCUGGAAAUCAACUCAGUGCCCCCGAGAAUAAAAUCACCUCCGGAAUCGAAUGGUUCGAAUUUCUCAAACCCUUGAUCCCUCCCUAUACAGUAACUCAUCGUUACGUUAUUCUGGUAUAUAAACAAGAUCAUCCCCUACCUGAAAAUGGGACAGCUAUUUACGACGAGGGUUUUGCAGAUUUCCCAUCACAUGAAGUAUUCGUUCACAAUGAAACUCUCGGUGAACCGGUUUGCGGUAAUUUAUGCAUAAUUCGUACUUGAAAGAGAAUUUUUCAGAAAUUCCAGUUUCAUAUUGAAAAUUAUUUUGAGAUCAUGAGGCAUAACUAGAACCCAUUUUGUAUCGCUGUAAUUUUUUAAUUCGUGAUUUUUAUUAAAUAAAUGAGUUCACUCACCCUG
This is a messenger RNA of Planococcus citri (citrus mealybug), 896 nucleotides long. RefSeq names its product protein D3-like. The transcript is spliced from 5 exons. The record is from RefSeq and is a predicted model, not a curated record. Lineage: Eukaryota; Metazoa; Arthropoda; Insecta; Hemiptera; Pseudococcidae. Bases 132 to 761 code for a protein of 209 amino acids.